Molecule: messenger RNA, 714 nt
Organism: Magnolia sinica
Lineage: Eukaryota; Viridiplantae; Streptophyta; Magnoliopsida; Magnoliales; Magnoliaceae
Product: adenosylhomocysteinase-like
Exons: 1
Coding region: 226-498 (90 amino acids)
Biological process (GO): L-methionine cycle
Cellular component (GO): cytosol
Molecular function (GO): adenosylhomocysteinase activity
Source: RefSeq, a predicted model, not a curated record
CCUCUCUCAAUCUCUGAUGAUCCCUCACCCUCUCUCUGUUUCCCAACCUCUCUCUCUCUCUCUCUUUCUAGGGUUUUCAAAACCCCAUUUCGCCGCAAACCCACCAUUGAUCUGUGAGCACACCCUGUGCUAGGGUUUUCAAAACCCCUUUCAUCCAAUCCUCAUAACCAUCUCGGCUCAUCCACCAGCUGUAGCCUUUGUCUAAUUGCAAUUUCUUCUCUGUUCAUGUGCGUCAUGAUCGCUGACAAGGUUGCUGUAGUUUGUGGGUACGGAGAUGUUGGCAAGGGCUAUGCUGCUACCCUCAAGCAGGCUGGUGCCUAUGUGAUUGUGAUUGAGAUCGACCCCAUCUGUGCUAUCCAGGCCCUGAUGGAAGGCAUCCCUGUUAUGACUCUUAAGGACGUGGUCUCGGAGGCAGACAUCUUUGUGACAACGACGGGUAACAAGGACAUCAUCAUGGUGGACCAUAUGAAGAAGAUGAAGAACAAUGCCAUCGUGUGAAACAUUGGGCACUUUGACAAUGAGAUCGACAUGCUAGGGCUGGAGAUGUACCCAGGUGUCAAGCACAUCACCAUCAAGCCAUAGAAGGACUGGUGGGUCUUUCCUGAAACCAACGUCAGCAUCAUCGUCCUUGCUGAAGGCCGCCUCAUAAACCUUGGGUGUGCCACUGGCCACCCUAGCUCUGUCAUGUUGUGCUCCUUCACCAACCAGGUGAAA